This is a messenger RNA of Fomitiporia mediterranea MF3/22, 189 nucleotides long. RefSeq lists its product as uncharacterized. The record is from RefSeq and is a predicted model, not a curated record. The coding region runs from base 1 to 189 and encodes 62 amino acids. NCBI's taxonomy places the organism in Eukaryota, Fungi, Basidiomycota, Agaricomycetes, Hymenochaetales, Hymenochaetaceae. The transcript has 4 exons.
AUGUCGGCGAUGAACAACUUUCCUGCUGGAACUCGAGUCUCUUUCCAUGAGGCAUCCGGAACUGUAAGGACCGGAGCUGUGCAGUCUACGUCCCACCUUGCGGAUGGGACUUUGAUCGCUGUGGUCCAACCCGAUGGCGGAGGCGGCACAGUCAACAUUCCAGUCGCGGCUUUGAUACGCUCUGCGUGA